Messenger RNA from Anisakis simplex (herring worm), 465 nucleotides. Lineage: Eukaryota; Metazoa; Nematoda; Chromadorea; Rhabditida; Anisakidae. The record is from the annotation of a GenBank genome assembly.
AUGAAAGACUAUGAUAUACACUGUUAUCGCGCAAUAUUAGAACGGCUAAUGGUGAACUAUUACCGUAAUAAAUAUAAAAAUUUUGCAAAUAAUGACGAAGUCUACGGCCAAUUAAUUAAUAGUCAUAGACAUCAACAGAUGAAAAAUGUUAAGCAGAGUGCAUUCGAUUCAUUUUCAUCGUAUCUUCAGAAAGCGCUAAGUGAUAAACCACAACUUUUGAAUGAUAUCAGAACGAUGCUGCAAAAAGAUCCCUCAAUGCAAUCGGCAAUAGAUGUGAUGUUAGCGCAGUCUCAUCGUCUUUUAUCACUUUAUUGUAUGCGACUACUGCUUGCGAAACUAACCGAAACACUCAUACUCGAAGAUCGUUACUGUUUCAUCAGAGAAAAUGGCUUCCGUGCUCAUUUAAUCCCAUUAUUUGAUCCGUGUUUAUCAUCUCGAAAUAUCGCCAUCAUCUCUUACAAAUAA